GUAUACAGCAUAGUGAUGGAGAUGUUGUGGUUUGGAAUCUUGACAAGCUUAUUGCUUAUAAUUCUGUUAAUUUAUAUAAGUUAUCUGAGAUCGACAAAGGAACAGAAUAUAUGGAAAUUUGCAUCAAGAUAUCCACAAGACAAAGACAAGAAUAUAGAGAAGGAGCACUAUGAUGUGGCUAUUGUUGGGGCAGGUCCUGCUGGGGCCACCUGUGCUUACUUUCUGGGUAAGCUAGGAUGGAAAUGCCUUUUAUUGGAGAAGAAGAAGUUUCCACGUGACAAAUACUGUGGGGAUGCGGUGUGUAAAACUGCCAUAGAGAUCCUCAUGGAGAUGGGCCUGUAUGAGCAGCUCCUCAAGGACAAUAAAGCUCAUGUGGCAGACAGCGGAGGUCUGUGUAGUCCUGGAGGCCUGAGUUAUAUUGGACGGAGUAAGGAAGGGCUGGGAGACAUACCUGCUGCCAUUGCUUGUAAGCGGAUACAUCUAGACGAGGCUAUCGCAAAGGCAGCUAGAAGGAUAGGAGCAGACUUGAGAGAAGAAUGGCCUGUAGCUGAAGCCAAGUUUGACACAGAAGCUGGAUUGUGGACAAUUUGUAAAGAGGGCAGUACAUCAACAUUUAAAUCAAGGGUGUUAGUCUGUGCAGAUGGUGCUCCCUCCCGUCUAGGUACACAGCUUGGACUAAUCACGCGUCCCCCAGACAGUAACUGUUCUCGCGCCUAUGUUGAAGGAGGUACUCACAAGUUCAAAGCAGAUGGUGUGGUCUUCUACAACAAAGGCAUGCUUCCAGGUUAUUCAGCAUUAUUUCGUCAUCCUAAUGAUGUGCUCAAUUACUGUGUGUACAUCAUACCUGGCAACCCUAAAGUGACCCCUGAUGACCUUACAUAUUGGCAUGACAACCUAAUGAAGAACGACCCCAAUAUCAGCAGGGCCCUCGGUGAUAACUUUAAGAUUGAGAGAAUGAAAGCUGCGAGCCUGAGACUGGGUGGGGAGAAGGUGACAUAUGGUGACCAUGUUCUCAUUGUGGGUGAUGCUGCGGGUAUGAUUGACCCUAUGACAGGCGAAGGAAUUCACCAUGCAAUGGAGGGUGGUAAAAUGGCAGCCCAGUUUUUAGAUGAGGCUUUAAAUAAUGGCAGCUACGGCAAAGAUGUCAUGAAAAUUUUUCAUCAAAGGUGGAUGAACAAAUUUGGUUUCGACUUUCGAUGGUCGAUGGCGUUUUGUCAGUUAACCUACCGUUUUCCGAUACUGCUGGAUGCUGCAACUGCUGCUGUGAUCCGCAAGGGAGACAACUUCCUCUUAAAAUGGACAGACAUCAUGACAGGUCGAGUACCAAAGAUCCAUAUGUUGAAGCCUGAAUUUACACUGACUAUCACAUUUGAACUCAUUCGCCUUUGUGUCUUAAGAUUAUUUGGAAAAUCAGGCGGAAAUCAAAAGAAAUCAAACUAAAAUGUAUUCCAGAAGUGAAUUUCUGGUCUUUGUGACAAUUUAUAUAUAUCAGAGCCUAUGUAAUAUCAUGCUAACACAGACACUGUGAUAGUCUGGAUACAAGUUCAUGAUCAGGUUGAUCAAAAAUGUGUGUUUGUUUUAUAAUAUCCUGGACUGUCCGAGUGUACAGUUAGUUACCAGAAAUAUAUAUUUGUUUUUUAAUAUCCUGGACCGUAUAAAAGUCCGAGUGUACAGUUAGUUACUAGAAAUAUGUUUGUUUUGAAAUAUCCUGGACUGUGUAAUAGUCCGAGUGUACAGUUAGUUACUAGAAAUAUGUUUGUUUUGAAAUAUCCUGGACUGUCCAAGUGUACAGUUAGUUACCAGAAAUAUGUUGUUUUUUUUUAAUAUCCUGGACUGUGUAAUAGUCCGAGUGUACAGUUAGUUACUAGAAAUAUGUUUGUUUUGAAAUAUCCUGGACUGUCCAAGUGUACAGUUAGUUACCAGAAAUAUGUUGUUUUUUUUUAAUAUCCUGGACUGUGUAAUAGUCCGAGAGUACAGUUAGUUACUAGAAAUAUGUGUUUGUUUUAAAAUAUCCUGGACUGUCCGAGUGUACAGUUAGUUACCAGAAAUAUAUAUUUGUUUUAAAAUAUCCUGGACUGUAUAAAAGUCCGAGUGUACAGUUAGUUACCAGAAAUAUAUAUUUGUUUUUUAAUAUCCUGGACCGUAUAAAAGUCCGAGUGUACAGUUAGUUACUAGAAAUAUGUUUGUUUUGAAUUAUCCUGGACUGUCCAAGUGUACAGUUAGUUACCAGAAAUAUGUUUGUUUUGAAAUAUCCUGGACUGUGUAACAGUCUGAGUAUAUAGUAAAGCUAUCCAAUUUUAUUUUUUUGUUUUGGGUGUGUGAUAACACAGACUGUAUAAAUACUCAAUGAUCAAAUUGAUAUCUAUCAGCAUACAUGUACAUGUGUAUCAGAAUCAAGGAGGCAGCAACAUGCUCUUGUUAAACUGUAGUGAUCGAAUCAUGAGUGAAAGAAAAGUAAGAUAAAAUCAGCCUUAUUUUAACCAUAAAGUAUUGAUUUAAAAUUGGUUGGAACCCUAACAGUUACGGCAUGUGUUUGCAUUAGAAAAUGAAACAGCAUCCAGUGGCUAUUAUAUAUAUGAUAGUGACAAUCCAGUAGUACAUGUUUCAGUCUGUACAUACUGUAGGACGCUGGAUAACAUUUUCUAUAUUUAUUGCAUAAUCAGAAUACAAUCACUACAUUGUCCAUCAAAGGAAUUUAUUUAUAGAUUAUACCUAAAAAGUGCCAAGUUAGGAAAAUGGUUACUUUGUCGACCCUUUGGUAGGCGUUUGUUUUAAACACUCACAAAACAUUUAUACAAAGCAUUAUUCAUUGUGUGAAUUACAUGGCUGUGUGCUGUAGAAUUCUCAUCAACAAUUUUGUAAUGUACAUAUAAAGAAGAAAAACAUGAAGCUGUUUAAAAUGUCAUGAAUUUGUUGUAUCAUAAGAUGUAGAAUGUUAAAAAUGUCAUGGCAUUGUGUUAACAUUAUAUGCAGGAUGUUUAAAAUGUCACGGCAUUGUGUUAACAUUAUAUGCAGGAUGUUUAAAAUGUCACGGCAUUGUGUUAACAUUAUAUGCAGGAUGUUUAAAAUGUCACGGCAUUGUGUUAACAUUAUAUGCAGGAUGUUUAAAAUGUCAUGGCAUUGUGUUAACAUAAGAUGUAGGAUGUUUAAAAUGUCAUGGCAUUGUGUUAACAUAAGAUGUAGGAUGUUUAAAAUGUCACAGCAUUGUGUUAACAUAAGAUGUAGAAUGUUUAAAAUGUUAUGACAUUGUGUUGACAUAAGAUGUAGGAUGUUUAAAAUGUCACGGCAUUGUGUUAACAUAAGAUGUAGGAUGUUUAAAAUGUCAUGACAUUGUGUUGACAUAAGAUGUAGGAUGUUUAAAAUGUCAUGGCAUUGUGUUAACAUUAUAUGUAGGAUGUUUAAAAUGGCAUGGUGUUAAGAUUAGAUGUAGGAUGUUUAAAAAUCAUCUGUAAUAUUUACCUUCCUCAGGUUCAGUAUAGUCCCACAAUUCUGUAAUAUCUGACCUUCCUCAGGUUCGGUGUAGUCCCACAAUUCUGUAAUAUUUACCUUCCUCAGGUUCGGUGUAGUCCCACAAUUCUGUAAUAUUUACCUUCCUCAGGUUCAGUGUAGUCCCACAAUUCUGUAAUAUUUACCUUCCUCAGGUUCAGUGUAGUCCCACAAUUCUGUAAUAUUUACCUUCCUCAGGUUCAGUGUAGUCCCACAAUUCUGUAAUAUUUACCUUCCUCAGGUUCAGUGUAGUCCCACAAUUCUGUAAUAUUUACCUUCCUCAGGUUCAGUGUAGUCCCACAAUUCUGUAAUAUUUACCUUCCUCAGGUUCAGUGUAGUCCCACAAUUCUGUAAUAUUUACCUUCCUCAGAUUCAGUGUAGUCCGACAAUUCUGUAAUAUUCUACCUUCCUCAGGUUCAAUUGUGUAAUGUUUAGCAUAUUUUCCAAGCAACACCUCAUUAUUGUAUAUGUUGUAAUUAUAUAUUGUUAUCUAUAAAAAAUGAAAAGGUGAUACUGUCUCAAAAUUGUCUCCCCUUCAAUGCCUACUCCUCCAAGUUAAUACCUGGUUUAAUGAGUUCAAGUUCAGUAUUAUAGAUGAAGAAGGGAAGAUGUUGACUAGUACGAAAUACACAGUGAUUAUGAAAAGUCAGAAAAUAAAUUGUGAUUAAUAAGUAUGUGACUACAACAAUAUAAUGUGAUUAGUAAUUUUGAGGCUGGUGACCACUUUCAGGUAAUAAAAUUAAUUGUAGGGGAGAGGGGCAGUUGUUGACAUAUACAAUAAUUCUCUCAUUUCCUCACAAGUGUUUUAUGAUAUAGGUAAAAGUGUCCUGAUACAACUGGUCAUGGUUCUUGCAACAACAAUAUCAAAUGGCUUUAUUGGAAAUCAUUUCUUGAAAUCUUUGCUCAGAUGAUUACUAAAUCAUAAAAUGAUAUAAAUUUGAUUGUGUGUGUUGUCUAUUUCUGACUUCUUAUGACUUAGAAACUAUUCAUUAUAAAUACAUGUACAGGUAAAUUGCUUCCCUAAAUACAUGUGCAUAACAUUCCUUACCUGAUCAUUGGGGUUAAAUUAUAUAUUAGUAUGCUUGUCUGUAUUAUUUGUGUGUUUUUAUUUUUAUAUCUACAAUAUGUCACCAGACCAGGUGUUCACAGCACGGAACAAAAAGCUAUAAAUACAAACCGAUAUAUCAAUAUGACCUAUAUAAACGAAUAUACAGCUAUGAAAUGAUCAUAUUUACAGUUUUGUGUGAUAGAUGUUUAACAAUUUUCAUUACCCACUGGAUCUGAGCACCGUGUGAGGGACAGGGGCCUGGUGUAUCACAAGUUUUAUUAUUCCAUAUCAGUGAUUACUGUCACAAUUACACUACAACUGAACGGAAUGUGAUUUAUACAGAAAUAAAUGCAGUUUGUUCAGAUAA
Messenger RNA from Ylistrum balloti, 4901 nucleotides. RefSeq names its product conditioned medium factor receptor 1-like. NCBI's taxonomy places the organism in Eukaryota, Metazoa, Mollusca, Bivalvia, Pectinida, Pectinidae. The record is from RefSeq and is a predicted model, not a curated record. The transcript has 11 exons. Bases 16 to 1440 code for a protein of 474 amino acids. Gene Ontology annotation, molecular function: oxidoreductase activity, acting on the CH-CH group of donors, NAD or NADP as acceptor; FAD binding.